This is a messenger RNA of Guillardia theta CCMP2712, 9759 nucleotides long. RefSeq lists its product as hypothetical. The record is from RefSeq and is a predicted model, not a curated record. NCBI's taxonomy places the organism in Eukaryota, Cryptophyceae, Pyrenomonadales, Geminigeraceae. The transcript has 10 exons. The coding region runs from base 1 to 9759 and encodes 3252 amino acids.
AUGUCUUUUAGAACGAUCAGGGUGUUUAUGUACAUUGCAGCAAUCGGAUUCAUCCCAGCAGCAGCCCUUGAUUCGCCGACGAGUUCUUGCAGAACAAACACAUGGGUGAUCGAAUCCAGCAAGGUCCGAAACCUCGAAAAUGUUCUCACUUUCAGUGCAUCUCCUACUUGCUCCAUCGGAAACGGUUCUCGAAUCGAGAUUGGGGGGUUGAACCUUAAACAUAUGCCGACUUCUACCUUGCAGGUUGAGGGCAUUUCCAGUGCUUACUUUGAAAAAACUUCAAUGAGUUGGAACGCCUCAACGUCGAUGCUGGUUGGCUCGCUAACUCAACAGAUACAAGCUACAUGCGGUUUUAGCUUCUCACUGAAACUGCGCAAUCCUCCAAAUUAUCAACCUCAGCUGAACCCUCUUACAAUCAACGUUAUUCCGCCUACGGGGAGUCCUUGGGGCCCUGAAAUGAUCUAUGAAGAUCCUGCCCUUUCGUAUACGGCAGUCGUUUUGACAGCAAUGGAGCCUAACUCCUUUAUCAUUAGGAACACGUGGGAGCUUUCUCGCUUCAGCGGCGAAGUCAACGAGAUUCAUUUUGUGUUGAAGCCGGACUACUAUGUCCCAAUUGGGAGUGUUAUCACCAUAUCGGGCUUGAAGGGAACAGAUAGUCGGAUGCAUCAGAGUCCAACGAGCUUCUGGUACAACACAACCGUGAGCGAUCCAACAACAUGUCAAUCCGCCGCAGGGCGAUGGGUUGCAUCAGCCAUGAAAUGCCAAAUGGAGCUAUAUGGACCUGCGUCUACCACCUUCCUCAACAAAUCAUCCUUCUGGUCGAACGAAGGACAGCUUUUCCUCACUUGCUCUACUCCCGCAACGGGGGCGUUGAAAUGGAACACCUCUGACAACUGUAUGGAUGCCGCGUUUGAGUAUCACUUUUACAUCAAAGUUCAGAACGCAGCCACUGCGUCGUCUGGGGUUAUUCCGUUGAUCGCAGCUACUUCGGAUUCUAUCAUCUACGAUCUGCAAAACAUGAUUAUCGACAAGCAAAAUUACUAUCCGUCGAUACUGAGCUCAUCUUUGAAGCUUGCCUUGAGCGGUGAAGUGAGUGAAGACAACGCCAUAGUCAAUGCAGACAACCUGCUUCAAUUCUCCUUCAUUCUCAAUCACAAGCUCGGAAAGUCUUCUACAAUAGAGAUACAUGGUCUAACGGGAUCCCAGUCGGCAGACGGGACUCUUGCUGUAACGGGGGAUAGCAGCAGCAUGCUUUUGAACGGCGGGGGCGCAUGGUCGUCCAGCUAUGGCACCUUCUCAGCCUCUCUACAAGAAGACAUCAGUGCAAACACACGAGUGAAGUUCGGUUUCUCACUCAAGAACGCAGAGUAUCGCAUUCUUCCGCGCACUGCUUUCUUUAUAGCUCGAGGCAGCGUCUACAUUCCUUCCACUCCCUUGGUCGGGACUGUGUUGGGAUCAGGUCAGGUCAUCACAUGGAACUCUUGGGAGAUCACAAUGAGCAACGCGAUCUUGAAUGCAAAGAACAUAGUUCGAGUUCGCCUCUUACCCACCGUCAGCCUGACCGCGGGCAGCGUUCUGAUUAUCACUGGGAUGAUGAAUCGAUAUCAAUCGUCUUCGGCCCUCUUCUCCGUUUCCAGUCUGGACCCGUCAGUCUUCGAGGGCUGGACUCUCGAGUCAAACGCAGUCAAACUUCGCGUCAACGGUUCUCUCUCUCAGUACUGCAUGACAGAGUUCAAUCUCGAGUUCAUCAACGGCAACGAGUCGUCCGUCUUUGACACGUACACCUUCAGCUCCUCAGGAACUCGAUCGGCAGUCGCAACGCCUCUCCCCUUCAGGAACGCUCCUUCAUCUUGGGAGGCACCGGCGUUUACAACCCGCACCAUAUCGGAUAACGUUACCUCGGCUCUGACAGUCAACUUCAUCACUGUACAAUUGCAAACUAACGUUGAGCUGCCUCCUGGUACAAUCCUGACCAUCUCAGGGCUUUUCAACUCAACUACUCCAUCCACUAAGUCGCUGCCUCUGACUGGCAAUUCGUCUGCAGUGUUCAGCGGGACGGGGGACUGGAGCCAAGAGGAGGGGACUCUGAUUAUCAAGAAGAAGUCAGGAACGACAUAUGAUAAGGACCCUAUCUAUCUCUCGUUCCAGCUUCUCAAUCCGAGCCAGUAUGACCCUGGCAAGCAGAUUUACAUCUCACUAUCGUACUCAUGCUCGAGUGGCACUUGCCCAUACCCGGCGCUGACCAUCCUGCCCCAGCUCAUGUUUGGCUCGGUCCUGCAAUCUGUCGAUGCUCCUCGCUUCUUGACCAACACUGUAACGGAGACGAGCAAAGCAAGAGGCUUGUUGAACAUCGUGACCUUUCAGCUGAUCUCAACUGCUGCUAUCAGCCAGGGAGCACAGCUCAAAAUCUCGUUCCUGAAGAGCCUUCAGCAGAGUAAUCUAGAUCUCUUGGUUGCGGGAUCUUCUUUCCUCGCCAACACUUCCAUGAACUUCACCACCGGUGAGUUCAUUGCUCGUUUCAGCCAGGCCAUGGCUUCAAAGGCGUCGAUCUCCAUCUCCUUCAGGCUCAGAAACAGCGAGACAAGCUCCUCGGCUGUCUCGCCCACCAUCGCGAUCACUGACGGCAGCACAACUUUGGGCCCCCUUGCUUGCAGUGGAGAGGUUUUGAGCGCAAGCGAUGAUUUCACGGUCUCUUCCAAGAUUGUCGAGAGCACGGAAAUUGCAAGUGCAGCAAAUUCCCUCUACCUGUCACUGAAGCCCAACCACGAGAUCCCGGUAGAUAGCCUUCUUACCAUUGUAGGGCUGUCAAACGUAGCGCCGGGGUCGGUGUCAAGUUCAAGUUUCGUCUCGAAGGUUUCAUGGAUCGGAGGAACACUCACGUUGAAAGCAGUCAUGGCGAUUGGUAACGGUUGCAACCUGAUGCUCCGCCUGGAUGUCACCAACCCUUCCAACCCUGCACUGCGGACAAACAUCGAGGCGAGAGUCAGCGGUACAGCCCUGUCAUGGUGCGGCCUCGGUAACUCUACCAACCUUGGCGUCAUCGCAAGCAACGAGACGAGCACGACCAAGUGCCUCUACGUCAGCGGGGACUCGUGUGCUGGUCAAGAUGGCACAGGUCAGUGUUGGUUCCCGUCCAAGAGCUCCGAUCGAUCCGCGUUGCAAGUGUCGAGCAACCCUGAUGGGGUUCUUCUCGCUAACUCCACCAACGUCUUCCUCAAGUACGAGUGUGCGGAAUCGAAUCAGAUCAACGGCAACACAAACCCGAUAACCUUCCGUGUUGUUCCCAAGAACGCAGUUACGUCAGCUCUGAUCAAGAUCACUGGGCUGGACAAUCUCGACCCUGCGAAGCCAACAGUGACUAUUGGGGCAACUAGUAUCAAUCCCAUGACUUGGGAUAAUUCUGCUGGAGUUUUGGAGUUCACCGGGAGUUUGGUGAUUGGGAUAAACACGAUUGUUGUCACGUUCAAGAAUCCUUCAUGUCCUUGCUACAUGUAUGAGGAUUAUCCUUGUACGACUUUCGAGUUUGUCAAUGUUUCGAACUCCAGCGCUGGUACCAAUGUGUCUGUAACAAGAACUUGUCAGCGGCUCGUUCCUGUCCCCGCAAGAAAACCUUCGAUUAGCAUUGGGGGUUCUUCUUAUCCGAUCGCAGCCACUCAAUUCUCCUGCUCGAUACUCACUGCAGGUAUCAACGCGUCAUGGAACAUCAAGACGAUGGAAGCAAGGAGUGCUGUUGGAACUUUGGACAACCAAGUUGUGUUUACUCUUUCGUCGACAGGGGACAUUUCGGCUGGAGAGGUCUUCUUUAUCAAUGGACUGUAUGGCGAUGGGACUGUGACUUCUGUCAAUACAGACAGGGUGACGAUCAAUAGUUGGAAUCUGACAGAGGGGUGGAUGAAGUUGUCUCUGGUGCAGAAACUCAUCGGUAACGCAACUUUGUCCUUCUCCCUCUGCUUCUUUCAGACUUUCAGAAUCAAGUCUGCUCCCUUCACAAUCUCAACAUCUCGACUUUUUCCUGUCCCGGAAAACUUCACAUUGAUCGGCAGCCUUGCCGACCAGACUGUGUCCGACGUUUAUUUCCUCGUUGCAGAAGUGGUUCAGAGCUCGCAGAUCAAAGGAGUUGAGAAUGAAGUGACAAUUGUUUUGCAACCAUCUUACAAUUUGCCUUCACAAUCAACAAUUUUCCUGUCUGGUUUCGCGAUCAGUCCGCAAACAUUCUCGCUGUACGAUUUCAGCUCAAACAUCUUUCCGAGCUCUGCCGUGAUAUCACAGGGAACCAUGAGAAUCGAUCUCACUGCUCCCAUGCCCUCCACCUGCCUGUCACGUUUCAAGUUCCGCAUGACCAACCCCAGCAGUGACAUCUCUCCUCUAGCCUCCCUCAACGUCUUCGCGACCCUUUCCAGUGUUGGCUGCACGUGCUGCAACGGUCUUCCUAGAAACACCUCCACACAGCAGGUUCAAGUCCCCCAGACCCAACUUUCCGCCGUCUCCUGGACUAGCGGGACCAUCAUCUCCGAGUCUACACGCGUAAUAACGGAGAUGAACAGGCUAUCUCUUACCAUGGUUGCCAACAGCGACCUCCUACCGGACACGAGGAUUACUCUCUCUGGGUUACAGAACUUUGCAUCGCCUUCAAGUGACUGCCUGCCCUUGUCUUCUGCGCAUGCCAAGCUGUUCAACCAAUCUUGCGCCUCGUGGAACCAGGAUCAGGGCAGUCUGAUUAUCCUGGUAGCUCCUAACAUCACACUCAAGGCAAACGUGCCCGUCAUUGUCUCUUUCGAUCUGAGGAACGGAAACCCUUACCCCCCGAUCGCCAACGUCUACCUGGAAGCAUCUUCGAGCUCAGCUGCUUCAACCAUCCCCAAGGCGAAGGUCACUGUUCAAGAUAUCCCUCAAUCUCUGUCAGUUCAGACCAGCCCUGCAGUCCUUGCCGCCUGGAUCUUCUCCUCCUCUGGGACCGUUGGGGACUCGUUCGACGUCACCAUCUUCUUCCAGACAAACGUUCGCAUUGCCGCCGGGAGCCUCGUCCAAGUCUCAGGCCUCAACAUCCGGACGUCUCCCAACUCGUCGUUUCCUAUCCUUGGGAACUUCAGAAGUUACUUUGUGAACGGCAGCGGCACGUACGUGAACGGGCUGAUGAUAGCGGAGGUGGCGAGUGGUAUGGAGAUUCUCCCAGGAAUGACGGUGCUCCUAGAGGUGCCGUCGUACAACUCAGCCCAACUGCAAACUGCUUCCAUCUUCAUCAUCAGGCCAACAGAAACUUUGUUCUCCAACAUUUCCUUCACUAUGAUCACAAAGGACGCUGUCCCCCUCCAACUGAAUCGAGCUUGUAUGCUCCCCAUGUUCAACCUCUCUGUCUCUGAGAGCAGCCUUGUUCUCGGCGCGAGGAACCGGCUUGUCUUCAAUUUCAGCUCCACCCUCACGAUACUCCCUGGCACCAAGAUCAACAUCACUACCCUCCUGGGGUCUCCCUCAACAGGAUCUCUUUCUGUCUUUGGGGACUUUUCUCAAUUCGUUCGUGUUGCGUCAUAUGAUCCUUGUGCGGGAGUAAUCACUGCUGUGGUGAACACAACCAUCGACGCGUACCUCCACUUCUCCUUUGGAUUCGUUCUGCUCAACUCAAAGUUUCCUCAGCGGCCCGUCAAUGUCACCGUGGGCAUAGAAGGAUUUCCACUUGUCAUCUCCAACACGUCAGUCUUUGGGCCAUCCCUCGCUCCUCUGAUCAUAGUCCGAAACAUCUCGUCAGAUUCAACUUUCAGGGGCUGCGCUUCAAAUUUAGCUGUCAAGUUUGCAGCAAACUUUGAAGUGGCCGCCGGCUCCAAGAUAAUCAUCUCAGGCCUUGACACUGCACUAGAGAAGCAAGACUUGACUCUGACCGUCACUGAACUCAGCACAAGUCACCUGCAACCGCUGUCCUCCUACUCCUGGCGGAGCGCGCAAGUCACCUUCACCGUGCAGGCGGACAUUCCUCAGAACAAGCUCCUGACCUUCUCCUUCCAGCUCACCAACUCUCUUGCUUCUGAUCGCGUGCUCGCUCCCAUGAUCUCCCUGGAUGGCAACCCUGCAGUAGCUCCUGUCCCCAUGAUAGGAGAAGGACCGAUCCUCAUGGGAACUACCGAUCCCUACUGGAACCUGGCAACCAUUUCCAGGACCAACAGGCUGCAAGGAGAGGUGACUUUGUUCAGGAUCUCUCUGUCUCCUACCUGUCCGGUGCCGGCGGGGACGAUGAUCACCAUCGAUGGGUUGAGGGGCUUUCAGAUGAGCCAGCAGGUCAGGAUGCAGCAAGAUUCAUCCCCAGUGGAUGGCGUGUGGAGCUCCUGCGAUGGCAGACUCCUCUUUCCCACAAGCUCCCUCAUCCUCGCAGGCACAACCUCCGUCUUCAACUUCUCCACGAGGAAUUUCUUCGCCAACCAAAGUCAGAGCGCUCAGGUCUACGUCACAGCCACCAAGGGCAGCCUCCAGCUCCCCAAGCAAGCUGUCGCAACUCCAGCCACAUUCUCCACCUCCGUCUCUCCGACGUGGGUCGAGCUGACUAUCACAGAACAAGUUCGCGUCGCAUCGCAGAAGAACGUCUUGACCUUCACCAUCAGACCAAGUGUGAAUCUGCCGAGUGGUUCCAACAUCACCAUCUCCGGGUUGAUAGGGACGCAGUCGGACGACAGCGAUUCUUUUCCCCUCUACGGCCUCAACGCCUCCCUCUUCCCUGCCUCCUCCGCCACGUGGAGGAGAGCCCAGGGUAUCCUGGCCCUGACCACCACAGGAGUUCUACCUGGCUGCAGCGACUCCUCCUGCUCCUCCAUAACCUUCAGCGUGAGGCUCGUGAACCCCAAGGACAAGCAGCUGAUCGCAAGCCCCCUCAUCUCCGCCUCCUCCUCCAUCCCAGGGCUCUCGAUCCUCCCCACUUCCAUGCUCGGCAUCGUCUUGCGGAGCGAUCAGGAGCUCAAGAGCAACAUCGUCGUGGCUGCCUCCUCCACGGUCCCUCUUGCCGUCGGCUCGUUAGAUUUCACCAUCGGGCCUCUUCCUGCCGAUCUGCUUGCUGGGUCCUCAGUCGUGGUAGGGGGGCUAACAGCGUUUUUCCUCAACGGGGGGCUGGACGGCAACGUCGUGCUGACAGGAUCCGAGGCCCAGAAGCUGGCGAGUAGCGGAACAGCUCAGAGGGCGUCAUGGAGCAGCUGCGAUGGAUCGCUGACCAUGACGCUGGUGGAGGACGUCGGCCCGAACGUUGGGACUCCCACCCUUCACUUUUCCGUUGCGGUGACCAACCCCUCCGUCUGCACCUUGAUGGACCCGGUCACCCUGAGCAUACAAGGAUGGAAGUCGACGACAACUACUCUUUCUGCUGCUUGUGAGGCCACAGCAUGGAAAACUGUAACGAUCCUUGAUAGCAGCCAGGGCCUGCCAACCACCGCAGACUGGAAGCAGCAAACAGGAACCCUGACCGUCACCAUCACCGGUAACGGACUCUCUCCCGACACCGCCUCCGCCUUCUCCGUCACCUUGUCAAACAGCGCGAUCGCAGCAGAAGGUGUUUCAUUCGUGGAUCUUGAAGUCAACAAGUGCAGCACUGCAGGUUGCGUCAGCUUGCCAUUCAGCCGCAUCAAGUUCUCCAAGCCCAUCCUCGCAGCCACGUUGCGUCCUGCCUUCACGUCCAUGACGAUCAAGGAGGAUUUUGCAGGGCAGAAGCAGAUUAACUCUAUCCUGGUCUCCCUCAGUAGCAACUGCAACAUCCCUGCCGGGUCGGUCGUCACCAUCGGGGGGCUACUGCACUCACAGACUCCGAGUUCCUCUAACUUCUCCUCCAUCAUCAACGGGGUUCUCACCUACGGAGGGGUCUGGAACCAGUGCUCGGGCGAGCUGACCUACACUCUAGGGGACAUGUGGACCAGCAACGUCGUGAUGACAUUCGUCAUCAACUUGGUGAACAGCGACAGAAGCCACCCUGAGCUCCUCCCGCAGUUCGCACAGGCCACUCACAGCAGAGGCUUCUUUCUCCCCAGCACUCGCUUCCCGAACUCCCCAGUCGGUCGCUCCCUCCUGCCCGUCAGGUUUCAAGUAGCCUCGAUCACCGAGUCGACAUCUGUGCAAGGAGCUUACAAUUUCAUAACCCUCCUCCUCCAGCCGACGCUCAGCCUCCCUGGAGGCACCUCGAUCACUGUCGACGGCCUGCGCGGCUCGCUGACUCCGGACAACGCCAACCUGCCCCUGACGGGUAACGCUGCAGGCUUCUUCUCCAACGUCGGGAAUUUCUCCCGUGACCUGGGAAGGCUCAUCUUCACAGCUGCUUCCCAGAUCACAUUCCUCUACCCCUCGCAGGUCAUCGUCGUCCUCAGGAAUUCCUUCACUCCCCGCCCUACCAUCGUCGCCUACGUCAGCACCGAGAUCAUCCCUCCCACUCAGCUGCUGCUGCCAACAGGCUCUCCAGCUGCACUGCUGACAGCUUCCAGCUCACCUAAGGUGGAGGUGCAGAUGAAUCAGUCGACGAGGCUCGCAGGGCACUGGAACAACAUCACGCUCUCCUUCAAGAUCAACGCGCAGACCGUGAACCAGGGAACAGUCUUCAUCGAGAACUUUCCUCCCAAUCAGCUCCCGUUCUCUCAGAGGGAGAUCCAGCUCUUCGGGCCGGACAGCUUCCGGUUCUACAAGAUGACGCGGGACCACUGUUCGGGCAAGGCCUACCUCUCCACCACUCUGAUCCCUCAGGACACAUGGGUCACCGUCAUGUUCACUAUCCUCAACCCCAGGGAGCUCUCCUACCGCCCUUGGUGUCCAGCCACGAGGAAGCAGUGCACGCAGGUUACAGUCCUUGGCCACAUCACUCCUCUCAUCUUCGGCCCUGAGCUCGUCCAACCCGACUUCUUCUCUUCUAUCGAGCCAGUGCUCUUCACCAGCACUCUCAUCUCGCAGUCGACUGCCAUCCAAGGCUCCCCCAACAACGUCUCCCUCCUCCUCAAGACCAACGGCAUCCUUCCCCCGGGCACGAGGAUCACCGUCCAGGGGCUCGUGGGCUCCUUGACGCCAGACGGCAUCCUCUCGGUCAGCGGAAGCUCUGCCUCCCUCGUCGGCUCUCGAUGCGAGUGGUACAACAGAGGAGAUGUCAUCUUCACCCUCGUCCGCUCCUGGGAGUCCCCAGCUGAGCUGAGCGUCACCCUCACCCUGCAGAACCCCAGCAGGACCCAGCAGGCGGCAGUUCCAUACGUCAGCGCCACCUCCCUCUACUUCGAGGUGGGAAGGAGUCUGGUAGGAGGGAAGGUUCUGUAUGUGGAGCUUGACAAGCCUGACUUCUUCUUCCUCCUCCCGUUGGACUUCUCGAGGGACUUUGUGCUCAACCUCACGCUGCAGUUCAGCAGACCGUCCAAGGCAGUUUGCGUCUACCAGCUGGCCUCUGCUGUCCCUCCGACCCUCGAGUCUCUCAAGGGGACUGGAGCUCCCGUCAUCGACUAUCGAUACGCCAAGAACACGUUGAAGGCCGGCAUCAGCAACGCUCCUCGUCUUGCCGACGGGAACAUCAGCUCGUACAUCCUGCUGGGCCCUCUGCCGGCAGCGGCCAACCUGACGGUCUACUGCUACGCCGAAGACUUCGCUGAGAUCCCCAACUCCUUGGACCUUCGUGACGUGAUCGCGCACAGGCUGAACUUCAUCGUCCCCUCCUACUAUCAACCUUCGACGGGGGCUCGAACACGAGAGCAUGCCUGGAUCUUGACGCUUGCCAGUAUUUGCUGUCUACUUCUCUUGCAGGGAGGGCUCCGCAAGGACAGCAUGUAG